This is a messenger RNA of Gloeophyllum trabeum ATCC 11539, 405 nucleotides long. RefSeq lists its product as uncharacterized. Lineage: Eukaryota; Fungi; Basidiomycota; Agaricomycetes; Gloeophyllales; Gloeophyllaceae. The record is from RefSeq and is a predicted model, not a curated record. The transcript has 2 exons. Bases 1 to 405 code for a protein of 134 amino acids.
AUGUCCACGGGCACAACCCCGCCUCAGACUCCGCCUCAUACCCCGCCUCAGAGAGAUCCUCUAGAGUUCUUCGGGCAUACGGUUGGUCAUACUGCUCUGCCAUACGAUCGUCAAGACGAGUUCAACGCCGUCGAGUCUGCGCUACCUCCGCAGUCUACCCCGGUAAAAAAGGGCGGUAAUCCAGAGGGUAACUCGGAGUUAAAAGUCGAAGACACCAAGAUUAUGGCAGACGAGGAACUACGUGGAUAUUGCGCCCCCAACAUAUCUGGCCUACUUGAACUCAUAUUUCCUGACAUCGCCCUUCCUUGCCCACUCGACGCCCUAUAUCGACACGUAUCCAAACGUGGAGGCAAAUACAAGAGUCCGUCAACGGAAAUCAGGAGGCAAAGAUGGCGAAUUUCCUGA